This is a messenger RNA of Dentiscutata heterogama, 561 nucleotides long. Lineage: Eukaryota; Fungi; Glomeromycota; Glomeromycetes; Diversisporales; Gigasporaceae. The record is from the annotation of a GenBank genome assembly.
AUGUCAAAUACCUCAUCUUACAUUAACGUAAAUUUAGUGCUUAUAGGCGACGUUGCUACUGGUAAAUCUAGUUUAGUGAUCAGAUAUAUCAAUGAUGAAUUCCAGGAGAAUAAGGAGCCAACUAUUGGUGCAGCUUUCUUAACAACGAAGUGUCGUUGUAAAGAUGCUGUGAUAAAGUUUGAAAUUUGGGACACUGCCGGUCUAGAAAGAUUUCAUUUACUUACUUCAAAGUAUUAUAGGAAUGCUCUGGCAGCUAUAGUUGUUUAUGAUGUAACGAAGGCUGUAAGUUGGAAUUUAAAAUUACAUUUAAAAUAUACUACAUUGUUAAAUGCUAAAUCCUGGGUAAAAGAAUUACACCAUAACGCAAGCCCAAACAUUAUUAUUGCUCUUGUAGGCAAUAAAAUAGAUCUCGUUCAAUCUUUAGAAAAGGAUAUAGAAACUGGCAGGCAAGUUCCAACCGAAGAGGCUAAGGCUUACGCACUCGAAGCUGGUCCAUCUGCAUAUGAGUGUAAACCAAUUUCGUCAAUAAUCAUUUUGUCGACAAAGUUUGGCCCAGUCUAG